AUGGGAUCAAAGUUUCACGCUUUUAUGUUCCCAUGGUUUGGUUUUGGUCACAUGACUGCAUUUCUGCAUCUGGCUAAUAAACUAGCUGAGAAAGGACACAAAAUCACCUUCUUGCUACCCAAGAAAGCUCUGAAGCAACUUGAACCUCUCAAUCUGUUCCCAAAUCGCAUCGUCUUUGACACUAUUACCGUUCCUUCUGUGGAAGGACUCCCUGCCGGAGCCGAGACAACCUCCGAUAUCCCGAUCUCCUUAGGGAGUUUCCUCGCUUCGGCUAUGGAUCGAACACGCAAUCAGGUCAAAGAAAGGGUUUCCAUGAGUAAACCGGAUCUCAUUUUCUUCGAUUUUGCUCAUUGGAUUCCGGAAAUAGCUAGAGAGUAUGGCGCCAAGAGUGUGAAUUUCGUAACGAUUUCUGCAGCAUGUGUAGCAAUCUCAUUUUCUCCGGGUCGUAGUCCAGAUGACUUAGCUGUUCCUCCGCCGGGAUAUCCUUCGUCCAAGGUGUUGCUUCGAGGGCAAGAAACCAAUUCCUUGUCGUUCCUCUCUUAUCCAUUUGGUGAUGGAACUACGUUUUACGAACGGAUCAUGACAGGGCUUACACACUGCGAUGUCAUUUCGAUAAGGACUUGCCAAGAAAUGGAAGGAAAAUUCUGCGAUUUCAUUGAAAGCCAAUUUCAAAGAAAAGUUCUCUUGACAGGUCCAAUGCUUCCUGAUCCGGACAAUAGUAAACCACUAGAUGAGCAACGGAGUCACUGGCUGAGACAAUUUGAACCAGAAUCAGUAGUAUAUUGUGCAUUGGGCAGCCAAAUCAUUCUUGAAAAGGAUCAGUUCCAAGAACUCUGUUUAGGAAUGGAGCUCACCGGUUUACCAUUUCUUGUUGCGGUCAAGCCACCAAAAGGCGCAUCGACAAUCCAAGAAGCCUUACCAAAAGGGUUCGAAGAGAGGGUUAAGGGACGUGGAGUUGUUUGGGGAGGAUGGGUGCAGCAACCAUUGAUAUUGGCUCAUCCAUCAAUAGGCUGCUUUGUGAGCCAUUGUGGCUUCGGGUCAAUGUGGGAGUCUCUUGUGAAUGACUGCCAAAUUGUUUUUAUUCCACAUUUGGGUGAACAAAUAUUCAACACCAGGCUGAUGAGCGAGGAACUCGAGGUCUCGGUGGAGGUUAAAAGAGAGGAAACAGGAUGGUUUUCGAAGGAGAGCUUGAGCGGUGCGAUCAGGUCUGUGAUGGACAAAGACAGCGAGCUAGGGAACCUAGUGAGGAGGAACCACGCCAAAUGGAAAGAGUCUAUUGUUAGUAGUGGACUAAUGAAUGGCUAUGUCAAUAACUUUAUAGAAGCAUUGGAGAAACUAGUCUAG
This is a messenger RNA of Eutrema salsugineum, 1344 nucleotides long. Its product is annotated as UDP-glycosyltransferase 79B6. Gene Ontology annotation, molecular function: UDP-glycosyltransferase activity. The transcript has a single exon. The coding region runs from base 1 to 1344 and encodes 447 amino acids. NCBI's taxonomy places the organism in Eukaryota, Viridiplantae, Streptophyta, Magnoliopsida, Brassicales, Brassicaceae. The record is from RefSeq and is a predicted model, not a curated record.